Aedes albopictus (Asian tiger mosquito) is the source of this 1074-nucleotide messenger RNA. RefSeq names its product DDRGK domain-containing protein 1 (gene Ddrgk1). Lineage: Eukaryota; Metazoa; Arthropoda; Insecta; Diptera; Culicidae. The transcript is spliced from 3 exons. The record is from RefSeq and is a predicted model, not a curated record. The coding region runs from base 114 to 986 and encodes 290 amino acids.
AAAAUGGAAAUCAAACAAAAAUAUUGACACGACACGCGUACGUAGAAAUUUAAAAUUAGCACGAAUAGUUUGUUACUAGAUCUUAAGAUUAUUAAAUACGAUUAUCCAGGAACAUGGAUCUAUAUUUACUCAUUGGAAUCGCUGUAGCUUUGUUAGUUGUGCUAGUAACAUUAUUAUUCCUUUCGAAAGGAAAAGGAAAACCUGGUGACGGCGCCGGGCAGGAACAGGACGAACGUGAAGCAAAUGCUCCGCCACGUCGUGCACAGGUGGUCCGUCAGCAGCGGAACCGUGCUAGGGUAGCCGCAGCUGCACCGGCCGAACAACAUGCGGCACACCGCGAUGAAGGCGACGAUGACGAUGAAAUUCCCCAUGCGGGGCAGGAUUUGGCCGCCGAAAAGAUGGGUGCCAAGAAGCGAGCUAAGCUGGAGGCCAAAGCGGAGAAGAAGGCCCUCCGCGAGCAGGAACUGAAGAUGCGGGAGGACCAAAAGAAGAAGGACGCCUUGGUCGAAGAGGAACGUAAGCGGCAGGAGGAGAAGGAAGCCGAAGAGGAGCGGAAACAGGAGGAGGCCGAGCGGAAAGCUCGCGAGGAAAGGGAGAGGAGGGAGCAUGAGGAGUAUCUUAAGAUGAAGGAAGCGUUCAGCGUCGAGGAGGAGGGAUUCGACCAGGAGGAAGAGAACGAUAAGCAGAACUUGCUGCAGGAGUUCAUCAAUUUCGUCAAGGAUAACAAAGUCGUCGUCCUGGAGGAUUUGGCCGUACACUUCAAGCUUAAGACGCAGGCCGCUAUCGAUCGGAUACUCGAGCUGCAGAAGGAAGGUCGUCUGAGCGGUGUCAUCGAUGAUCGUGGAAAGUUCAUUUACAUUUCCGAGGAGGAACUCAAUGCGGUUGCCAAAUUUAUCAAACAGCGAGGGCGGGUUUCGAUUACGGAACUGGCAGAGAACAGCAGUAGUUUGAUCAACUUGGCACCGGCUACGGCCGAAGUGAAAUGAACAGCUCAGGUAGUAAACGGUGAAAUAACUGAAUUAAAAAGGUAAGUAGAAAACGUUUUGUGUUAAAUUAUAAAGUUCUCAAUUCAAA